This is a messenger RNA of Frieseomelitta varia, 1809 nucleotides long. Its product is annotated as zinc finger and SCAN domain-containing protein 2-like. Gene Ontology annotation, cellular component: nucleus. Gene Ontology annotation, molecular function: RNA polymerase II cis-regulatory region sequence-specific DNA binding; zinc ion binding; DNA-binding transcription factor activity. The record is from RefSeq and is a predicted model, not a curated record. Gene Ontology annotation, biological process: regulation of transcription by RNA polymerase II. The transcript has 5 exons. Lineage: Eukaryota; Metazoa; Arthropoda; Insecta; Hymenoptera; Apidae. The coding region runs from base 486 to 1613 and encodes 375 amino acids.
CUUUACGUUCACGAUACGUUGACGCCACCUUCUCUUUCAUUACAGGAAUCUAGACAAGGCGUAUCAUUGCAUUACAGAUCGUUUACCCUACGAAUUUAUAGAAAUCUGCAAUGUUAUAACCAAUGUCAUUAGCGUUGCCAUUUUAUAUCUGCCCGACGAAACUUCCGUCUGUUCCCUUCUAAUCUUUUAUGUCGUAUAAUCGCGAUGCAUUCCAAAAAAUCAAAAUACCUGAUAUAUUUCCAUUACGUCUUGAGUAAUUCUUCCCGAUCGAUUGUGAAAAAAUACUCACAUAUCUGUCACUUCGUUUCGAUCUGCCGAACAUUUGAUGCUUCUUUAUUGUUAGGUUGAAGGAUAAAUACUGCUCACGAAAUUAAUACAAAAAUGCAACUUGAAUGAUGAGGAAUUAUUUAGAAAACAAUAUUUUUAUAUUAUUGAAGAACAUUAUAGAAAGGCAAUGAGUAUACGAGGAGGACGGCCUUCCAAAUAUGAUCUGCCAUCCAUGCAAAUAUCAGUUGGAAAAAUCCUACCAAUUUAAGAAAAAAUGUGAAGCUGCUGAUGCUAAGCUUCGUAAGCAUAUGAAAUUAAUACAACAAUUAACUGGUCAAAGUGAAGAAGGAGAAAAUCAAGACAGUAACAGAGAGGAGUUGAAAGAUUCUUCUAGUGGAAAAUCUAAACAAGUUAAACAGCUAUUAGCUGAUUUGGUAUCCACUAAGGGUGACAGUGGACAAGCAGAUGGAGAUCCAAUUGAAGUAACGGAAGAAGAACUUGUUGGUGGUUACAUUUUAGGAAUGAAUUCGGAAAAUUUAGAAAUGGAAGAAACAAUGUCAGAAGAUCCAGAAAAUAUCACAUUAGUACCUGCAGAGGAACGUGCUGCAAAAGCACGUUGCACGAUACGUACAACGCGCAUUAAACAGGAACAAGAAUCUGAAGAUGAGGCAGAAGAAGUACAAAGAGCAAUUGCAAAUGCUGACCACAAAAAUGUUUAUAUGAUGGAAGUUACAAGUAAUAGUUCAGGACAAGGAGAAUCUUUAAAAUUGCAACCGCUUGGUGAUACUAUGGUUGAAACCAGUGAAGAGUUAAAAGUGUUUCAAUGUGACAAAUGUCCAAAAGCAUUUACCCGAAGAAUAAUGUUGAAAAGUCAUCAGUCUGUUCACUCUACGCAAAGAGGUUUUACAUGCCAGGCUUGCGAGAAAUGGUUUCCUACUAGGUCAGCUUUGGUUAGACACGAACGUACUCAUACAGGUGAGAAACCGUUUGGUUGUAAUAUUUGUCAUCGCGCUUUUGCACAGAAAGAAAUUUUACUUCGUCAUCUUAUGACUCACUCUGGCCAAAAACCAUUCCAAUGUCAACAUUGUGAUAAAAGCUUUACUCAACGAGAAGCAUUGAAAGUACACAUGAGGAGACAUCAAAAAUUGGAUCCGAAUGAUAUUCAGUUACAUCAUUGUCAACUUUGUCCUAAAGCUUUUUGUCAUGCAUCUGGACUUAGUAGACAUUUAGUUACACAUACAGGCAGGACAUACAAGUGUGUAGAAUGUGAAAAGUCUUUCACUGAUAAGAGUUCGCUAUUAAGGCACAGUCGUAUUCAUGCACCUAAAAAAAUAGUGACAAAUUAAAUUUAUUUUAAUAAUUGAGUAUCAUUUUCUUUACAAUAUCAGUCAACAUUAAAUUCAAAUUAUACAGAAUAUUUCUGCAGAAUUUUUUAAAUCAUACAUAACAAUAGUUUUGUAUCUUAUAGUAUAAUUUACAAAAUAUAUAAUAACUAAUGAUAACUAUGCACGAAUCCGUACAAUAAUUCUUAAUAUAUUUCUA